Messenger RNA from Chenopodium quinoa (quinoa), 816 nucleotides. RefSeq names its product probable transcriptional regulator SLK2. The transcript has 7 exons. Gene Ontology annotation, biological process: positive regulation of transcription by RNA polymerase II; negative regulation of transcription by RNA polymerase II. NCBI's taxonomy places the organism in Eukaryota, Viridiplantae, Streptophyta, Magnoliopsida, Caryophyllales, Amaranthaceae. Bases 1 to 816 code for a protein of 271 amino acids. The record is from RefSeq and is a predicted model, not a curated record. Gene Ontology annotation, cellular component: transcription regulator complex; nucleus.
AUGAGUGACAAUAACAUUGGAUUUUGGAGGGAAUUUGUGAAGCAGUAUUACUCUCCUAUGGCUAAGAAAAGACUCUGCUUGUCCAUGACUUCCAUGAUUAAUAGAGACCGUCACCAGAAAGUUUGGAUGUGUGAUUUAUGUGGAUCAAAUGCUGCCAAUGCAGGGAAAGGAUUUGAGACAUCUUAUGAACUUCUUCCAAGAAUGAGCCAGGUUUACUUCAAAAACUGCGUUGAAGAUGAACUUUUAUACUUGAAUUCACCUGUUGAAACAAUACUUCCAUCGGGAUCAAUGAUGUUGACGUUUAAUAAAGCGGUACAACAGAGCAUUUAUAAGAAUAUUCAUGUUGCUCACCAAGGACAACUUCGCAUUGUAUUUACUCCAGAGUUGAAGAUAAUAUCUUGGGAGUUCUGUGUACGAUCUCAUGAGGAGCUUGUUUCGCGAAAUUUCCUUGCAGCCCAGGUUAAUGAAUUUGUUGAGGUUGCUAAACAAUGCAAAAGAAACGAAGGGUUUAAUGAAAGGAAUGGAUUUCAAGCACAGGAUCAAGUAACAUAUAGCAAUAGGCUAAUGGCUGCAGGGAAACACCUAGCAGCAAACUUGGAACUACCUAAUAUUAAUGAAGCAGGCUUUUCCAAAGUAUAUGUUCGACACAUGCAGAUGUCUGACGUUAUUGAUUCUAUGAAAGAUCUGUUUGGUAUGUGCGCUGACAGCCAAUCCAACAAUUUCAGUCCAAUAGGUAAACCCUUGCUUGCAGUUGCCAUUAUAGUUUUGUUUAGUUUAUGUCCUGCGACUCCUGCCUGCAAAGAUUUACUAUCAUAG